ACUCCCGAGGCCAGCGAGCGAGCGGGCGGCUGCGGGCGGCGCCGAGCGAGGGAGCGAGGGAGCGAGCCAGGGAGCGGCGCGGGCCGGGCCAUGGGGCGGCGGGCGGCGGGCACGCUGCUGCUGGGGCUGCUGUUGCACGGGCGGCUGCUCGCGGUGGUCCACGGGCUAAGGGCCUAUGAGGGCUUGUCUCUGCCCGAAGACACGGAGACUGUCACAGAGGGCCGAGCCGGCUGGAGCUAUUCCUACCUGUCAGACGAUGAGGACCUGCUGGCUGAUGAUGCCUCCGGAGAUGGCCUGGGCAGUGGGGAGCUGGGCAGCGGGGAUUUCCAGAUGGUGUACUUCCGGGCCCUAGUGAAUUUCACCCGUUCCAUUGAGUAUAGCCCUCAGCUGGAAGAUGCAGGCUCCAAGGAGUUCCGGGAGGUGUCUGAUGCUGUGGUGGACAAGCUGGAGCUGGAGUACUCAAAGAUUCCUGGGGACCAGGUGGUCAGCGUGGUGUUCAUCAAGGAGCUGGACGGCUGGGUCUUUGUGGAGCUGGACGUGGGUUCCGAAGGGAAUGCUGAUGGCGCCCAGAUACAGGACGUGCUGCACAGGGUCGUCGCCAGUGGAGCCAUCGCUCCCUAUAGCACAUCCCUCCAGGGGUUCCAGUUCCGACGCCUGGGCACCGUGCCCCAGGUCCCAAGGGUCUGCACCGAGACUGAGUUUGCCUGCCACAGCCACAACGAGUGCGUGCCCCUGGAGUACCGCUGUGACCGGCGGCCUGACUGCAGGGACAUGUCCGACGAGCUCAACUGCGAUCCAGUUCCAGAACAUAGCUCUGUACCACCCUUUAUGGUGCAGACACCCAGUUUACCACCCGAACCAGAGACACCCCAUUUACCACCUGAGCCAUCAGAGACACCACGGCCACCAGACAUAGCCAUUCACCAGCCUCUAUUCCCCUCUCCGGGCCGACCUGAGCUCUGUAGACCCCAUGAGGCUGCAUGCCACAGCGGGCAGUGCAUCCCCAAAGACUACUUCUGUGAUGGACAGGACGACUGCAAAGACGGCAGUGAUGAGCUUAACUGCGGCCCCUCCCCACCCUGUGAGCCCAACGAGUUCCCCUGUGGAAAUGGGCACUGUGCCCUCAAGCUGUGGCGCUGCGACGGCGACUUUGACUGCGAGGACCACACCGAUGAGGCCAACUGCCCUGCCAAGCGCCCUGAGGAAGUAUGUGGCCCCACGCAGUUCCGCUGUGUAUCCACCAAUACAUGCAUCCCAGCCAGCUUCCACUGCGAUGAGGAGAGCGACUGUGCUGACCGUAGCGACGAGUUUGGCUGCAUGCCCCCACAGGUGGUGACCCCUCCCCAGGAGUCCAUCCAGGCUUCCCGGGGCCAGACAGUGACCUUAACCUGUGUGGCCACUGGAGUCCCUACCCCGAUCAUCAACUGGAGGCUCAACUGGGGCCAUAUCCCCUCUCAUCCCAGGGUGACAAUGACCAGCGAGGGUGGCCGUGGCACCUUGACCAUCCGUGAUGUGAAGGAGGCAGACCAGGGUGCUUAUACCUGUGAGGCCAUGAAUGCUCGGGGCAUGGUGUUCGGCAUUCCAGACGGUGUCUUGGAGCUCCUCCCGCAGCGAGGCCCCUGCCCCGAUGGGCACUUCUACCUGGAGUCCAGCGCCUCCUGCCUGCCCUGCUUCUGCUUCGGGGUCACCAAUGUGUGCCAGAGCAGCCGCCGCUUCCGCGACCACAUCCUUCUGAGGUUUGACCAACCCAACGACUUCAAGGGCGUGAACGUGACGAUGCCCACACAACCCGGCAUGCCACCGCUGUCCUCCACCCAGAUGCAGAUUGACACCACUCUGCAGGAGUUCCAGCUGGUCGACCUGUCCCGCCGCUUCCUCGUCCAUGACUCCUUCUGGGCUCUGCCUGAGCAGUUUCUGGGCAAUAAAGUGGACUCCUAUGGUGGCUCCCUGCGCUACAAGGUGCGCUAUGAGCUGGCACGUGGUACACUAGAGCCAGUACAGCGGCCAGAUGUGGUCCUUGUGGGUGCUGGGUAUCGCCUACUCUCCCGAGGCCACACGCCCACCCAGCCCGGUGCUCUGAACCAGCGCCAGGUCCAGCUCUCUGAGGAGCACUGGGUCCACGAGUCUGGGCGACCAGUUCAGCGGGCAGAGAUGCUGCAGGUGCUACAGAGCCUAGAGGCCGUGCUCAUACAGACCGUGUACAACGCCAAGAUGGCCAGCGUGGGGCUGAGCGACAUCAGCAUGGACACCACCGUGACCCACACCACCAGCCAUGGCCGUGCCCACAGUGUGGAGGAAUGCAGAUGCCCUAUCGGCUAUUCCGGCUUGUCCUGUGAGAGCUGUGAUACACACUUCACCCGGGUGCCUGGUGGGCCCUACCUGGGCACCUGCUCUGGCUGCCAUUGCAAUGGCCACGCCAGCUCCUGUGACCCUGUAUAUGGGUACUGCUUGAACUGCCAGCACAACACGGAGGGACCACAGUGCAACAAGUGCAAGGCCGGCUUCUUUGGGGAUGCCACACAAGCCACAGCCACUGCCUGCCGGCCCUGUCCUUGCCCCUACAUUGAUGCCUCCCGCAGGUUUUCAGACACCUGCUUUUUGGACACAGAUGGCCAAGCCACAUGUGACGCAUGUGCCCCUGGCUACACAGGCCGCCGCUGUGAAAGGUGUGCCCCUGGAUAUGAGGGCAACCCCAUCCAGCCGCUGGGGAAAUGCAGGUUAAUCCAUUCAACACUCGAGACCACUUCAAGGUCUUACAAAGGUGAAAGGAAAUGCAAUGAAAAGGGCAGCCUGCAAAUCUCUGAGACCUGCCAGUGCAAGAACAACGUGGUGGGACGCCUGUGCAAUGAGUGUGCCGAUGGCUCAUUCCACCUGAGCAAGCAAAACCCCGACGGCUGCCUCAAGUGCUUCUGCAUGGGCGUCAGCCGCCAGUGUUCCAGCUCCUCCUGGAGCCGCGCCCAGGUGCUGGGGGCCUCUGAGGAACCCUCACAGUUCAGCCUGACCAACGCUGCAGGCACCUACACCACCAGCGAGGGUAUCGCUUCCCCUGCGGCUGGGGAGCUGCUCUUCUCUUCCUUCCACAGCCUCCUGCCUGGGCCCUACUUCUGGAGCCUCCCUCUACGCUUCCGGGGGGACAAGGUGACCUCCUAUGGAGGAGAGCUGCGCUUCACAGUGACCCAACAGCCACAGCCCGGCUCCCCGCCACUGCACAGGCAGCCCUUGGUGGUUCUGCAGGGGAACAGCAUCACCUUGGAGCAUCACACUUCCCAGGAGCCUGUGCCCGGCCAACCCAGCACCUUCACUGUACCCUUCCGGGAGCAAGCAUGGCAGCGGCCUGACGGACAGCCGGCCACCCGGGAGCACCUGCUGAUGGCAUUAGCAGGCAUCGACGCACUGCUGAUCCGAGCAUCCUACAGCCAGCAGCCAGCUGAGAGCAGGCUCUCUGGAAUCAGCAUGGAUGUGGCUGUGCCUGAGAACACUGGUCAGGACCUGGCACUGGAAGUGGAGCAGUGUACAUGUCCAUCUGGAUACCGUGGCCCAUCCUGCCAGGACUGCGACACAGGCUACACACGCAUGCCCAGCGGCCUCUACUUGGGCACUUGCGAACGCUGCAGCUGCCACGGCCACUCGGAAGUCUGUGAGCCUGAAACAGGUGCCUGUCAGGGCUGCCAGCACCACACGGAGGGCCCUCGGUGCGAGCAGUGCCAACCAGGAUACUAUGGGGACGCCCAGCAGGGGACACCACAGGACUGCCAGCCUUGCCCGUGCUACGGAACCCCUGCUGCUGGCCAGGCUGCUCACACAUGCUUCCUGGACACAGACGGCCACCCCACCUGUGAUGCAUGCUCUCCAAGCCACAGUGGGCGUCACUGUGAGAGGUGUGCCCCCGGCUAUUAUGGCAACCCCAGCCAGGGCCAGCCGUGCCAAAGAGACAGCCAGGUUCCGGGGUCCAUAGUCUGUAGCUGUGACCCCCAGGGCAGCAUCAGCAGCCAGUGUGAUGCCAGUGGCCAGUGCCAAUGUAAGGCCCAGGUAGAAGGCCUCACCUGCAGCCAGUGCCGGCCCCACUACUUCCACCUGAGUGCCAGCAACCCCGAUGGCUGUCUGCCCUGUUUCUGCAUGGGUGUCACCCAGCAGUGUGCCAGCUCCUCUUACACUCGCCACCUGAUCUCCACCUACUUUGCUCCUGGCAACUUCCAGGGCUUUGCCCUGGUGAACCCACAGCGCAACAGCCGCCUCACGGGAGGCUUCACCGUGGAACCCACAUCCGAUGGUGCCCAGCUCUCUUUCAGCAACUUUGCCCAACUCGGACAGGAGCCUUUCUAUUGGCAGCUGCCGGAAACGUACCAGGGAGACAAGAGGGAGGCCGAUUUUACAAGGAUGCGUCGAGCUCACCAGAACCGCACGUCUCUCUCAGAGGAGCAGUGGCGGGCAGCUGUGGCACCUAGGAGGAUCCCAGGGCCCCCAGAGGGCAGAGGCUGGGCACAGCGGCCAUCACAGGUGGAUGAGGCCCAGAGGCGCGUGGAUGCUGAGAUCUGGCAGCUGCUUUCCAGCUUUGCCACUCGCCCCCAACCCCCACCUCGGGGGUUUCCUGCCCAGCACGGGUCUGCAGCAGCUCUGAGAGUACCUCCUCCACCCUCUCUCUCCUCUUCCUUUUCCUCCUCUUCUCUGUCUCAUCCAGCAGGCCCCCAGUUUGCUCUCUCCUAUGAAGGCUUCUCUCUGCUUCCUGGAAAUCUCUAUUAUUGGCAGCUGCCCCGGGCCUUCCUGGGGGACAAGGUGGCUGCUUACGGCGGGAAGCUGCGCUACACCCUCUCCUACGUGUCGGGACCGCAGGGCAGCCCACUCUCCGACCCUGACAUCCAGAUCACGGGCAACAACAUCAUGCUGGUAGCCUCUCAGCCCGCUCUGCAAGGCCCGGGAAGGAAGAGCUACGAGAUCAUCUUCAGGGAGGAAUUCUGGCGCCGGCCCGACGGACAGCCGGCCACACGUGAGCACCUGCUGAUGGCUCUGGCUGACCUCGAUGAGAUCCUGGUGCGGGCCACGUUCUCCUCAGUGCCACUGGCAGCCAGCAUCAGUGCCGUGAGCCUUGAGGUCGCCCAGCCUGGGCCCUCUGAAGGACCCCGGGCCCUGGAAGUGGAAGAGUGCCGCUGUCCCCCAGGCUACAUAGGCCUGUCCUGCCAGGACUGUGCCCCUGGCUACACACGCACUGAGAAUGGCCUCUACCUCGGCCACUGCGAGCUGUGCGAAUGCAAUGGGCAUUCGGACCUGUGCCACCCUGAGACCGGGGCCUGCUCGCAAUGCCAGCACAACGCUGCCGGGGAGUUCUGCGAGCUAUGUGCCCCUGGCUACUAUGGAGAUGCCACGGCUGGGACACCAGAGGACUGCCAGCCCUGUGCCUGCCCACUCACCAAUCCGGAGAACAUGUUCUCCCGUACCUGUGAGAGCCUUGGAGGCAAUGGGUACCGCUGCACAGCCUGUGAGCCUGGCUACACUGGCCAGUACUGUGAGCAGUGUGCCCCGGGUUAUGUGGGUAACCCCAACGUGCAAGGGGGCCGCUGCCUGCCACAGGCAGACCAAGCCCCACUGGUGGUCCAGGUCCACCCUGCUCGGAGCAUCGUGCCCCAGGGUGGCUCCCACUCCCUGCGAUGCCAGGUCAGUGGGAGCCCACCCCAUUACUUCUACUGGUCCCGUGAAGAUGGGCGGCCUAUACCCAGCAGCACCCAACAGCGACAUCAAGGCUCUGAGCUCCACUUCCCUAGCGUCCAGCCCUCUGAUGCUGGGGUCUACAUUUGCACCUGCCGUAACCUUCACCAUGUUAACACCAGCCGGGCAGAGCUACUGGUCACAGAGGCUCCAAGCAAGCCCAUCACAGUGACAGUGGAGGAGCAGCGGAGCCAGAGCGUGCGCCCUGGAGCUGAUGUCACCUUCAUCUGCACAGCCAAGAGCAAGUCCCCAGCCUACACCCUAGUGUGGACCCGCCUGCACAACGGCAAGCUGCCCUCACGAGCCAUGGAUUUCAACGGCAUCCUGACCAUCCGUGGCGUGCAACCAAGCGACGCGGGCACCUAUGUGUGCACUGGCUCCAACAUGUUCGCCAUGGACCAGGGCACCGCCACACUGCAUGUGCAGACCUCAGGCACUUCAACUGCCCCCAUGGUCUCCAUCCACCCACCGCAGCUCACUGUGCAGCCGGGUCAGCUGGCCGAGUUCCGCUGCAGCGCCACCGGGAACCCCACGCCCACCCUCGAGUGGAUAGGAGGCCCUGGUGGCCAGCUCCCCCAGAAGGCCCAAGUCAGUGGUGGCAUCCUGCGCCUGGUGGCUGUCGAGCCCUCAGAUCAGGCACCGUACCUGUGCCGAGCCCACAACAGCGCUGGGCAGCACGUGGCCAGGGCUGUGCUCCAUGUGCACGGGGGAAGUGGACCUCGGGUCCAGGUGAGUCCGGAGAGGACCCAGGUGCAUGAAGGCCACACCGUGAGGCUGUACUGCAGAGCUGCAGGAGUACCCAGUGCCACCAUCACCUGGAAGAAGGAAGGGGGCAGCCUCCCCCCUCAGGCCAGGUCUGAGCGCACGGACAUUGCCACACUGCUCAUCCCGGCCAUCACUGCCGCCGACGCUGGCUUCUACCUCUGCGUGGCCACCAGCCCUGCAGGCACCGCACAGGCCCGCAUCCAAGUUGUCGUCCUCACAGCUUCAGGUGACCACUCACCACCUCCAGUCAGGAUUGAGUCCUCAUCACCUUCUGUGACUGAAGGGCAGACGCUCGACCUCAACUGUGUAGUGGCAGGUUCAGCCCACGCCCAGAUCACAUGGUACAGGAGAGGGAGCAGCCUGCCCCCACAUGCACAGGUGCAUGGCUCGCGGCUGCGGCUUCCGCAGGUUUCACCUGCCGAUUCAGGAGAAUACGUGUGCCGAGUAGAGAAUGGGGCAGGCCCCAAGGAAGACACCAUCACCAUCUCUGUCCUCCACAGCACCCACACGAGCCCCAACAAUGCCCCAGCUGCAGGCAGCACCCAGCCCAUCCGCAUUGAAUCGUCCUCCUCCCACGUAGCUGAGGGGCAGACCCUGGAUCUGAACUGCGUGGUACCUGGGCAAGCCCAUGCUCAGGUCACAUGGUAUAGGCGUGGGGGCAGCCUCCCCACCCGGCACCAGACCCAUGGCUCACUGCUGCGACUACACCAGGUGUCUCCCGCCGACUCGGGCGAGUACGUGUGCCGCGUAGUCCUCGGCUCUGAACCCCUGGAGACCUCUGUCCGGGUCUCCAUCGAGGCCUCUGGCUCUGUCCCUGCCCCAGGACCUGUCCCACCCGUCAGGAUUGAGUCCUCCUCCUCCACGGUGGCUGAGGGACAGACUCUUGAUCUGAGCUGUGUGGUAGCAGGGCAGGCCCACGCCCCAGUCACAUGGUACAAGCGUGGGGGCAGCCUCCCUGCCCGGCACCAGGUCCGCGGCUCCCGCCUAUACAUCUUCCAGAUCUCACCCGCUGACGCAGGGGAGUAUGUGUGCCGUGCCAGCAAUGGUGUGGAGGCCUCCAUCACUGUCAGAGUAACCAGGACACGGGGGCCCAGCAAUGUCAACUCCUCUGGCGGCACCCAGCCCAUCCGCAUUGAAUCGUCGUCCUCCCACGUAGCUGAGGGGCAGACCCUGGAUCUGAACUGCGUGGUGCCUGGACAAGCCCAUGCUCAGGUCACAUGGCAUCGGCGUGGGGGCAGCCUCCCUGCCCGGCAUCAGACCCAUGGCUCACUGCUGCGGCUGCACCAAGUGUCCCCUGCUGACUCGGGCGAGUACGUGUGCCGUGUGGUGGGUGGCUCCGUGCCCUUGGAGUCCUCCGUCCUAGUCACCAUCGAGCCAGAGAGCUCUGUGCCUGCACUCGGAGUUACCCCCCCAGUCCGGAUUGAGUCAUCAUCUUCCCAUGUGGCUGAAGGGCAGACACUGGAUCUGAACUGCCUCGUUGCUGGGCAGGCCCAUGCCCAGAUCACAUGGCACAAGCGUGGGGGCAGCCUCCCUGCCCAGCAUCAGGUGCAUGGCUCGAGGUUGCGGCUGCCCCAGGUGACCCCAGCCGACUCUGGGGAGUACGUGUGUCGCGUAGUCAGCAGCUCAGGCACCCAGGAAGCCUCAGUCCUUGUCACCAUCCAGCAACGCCCGGGACCCUCCCACCCCCAGGGUGUGGUAUAUCCCGUCCGCAUUGAGUCUUCAUCCACUUCACUGGCCAAUGGCCAUAUUCUGGAUCUCAACUGCAUAGUUGCCAGCCAAGCCCCCCAUACCAUCACCUGGUACAAGCGUGGAGGCAGCUUACCCAGUCGGCAUCAGAUUGUGGGCUCCCGGCUGCGGAUCCCUCAGGUGACCCCUGCAGACUCUGGCGAGUAUGUGUGCCACGUCAGCAACGGCAUCGGUUCCCAGGAGACUUCCCUCAUUGUCACCAUUCAGGGCAGUGGUACCUCCCGUGUGCCCAGUGUCUCCCCGCCAAUCAGGAUCGAGUCCUCGUCCCCAACUGUAGUUGAAGGACAGACCUUGGAUCUGAACUGUGUGGUUGCCGGGCAGACCCAGGCCACCAUCACAUGGUACAAGCGUGGAGGCAGCCUGCCCUCCCAACACCAGACCCACGGUUCCCACCUGCGUUUGCACCAGCUGUCUGUGGCCGACUCUGGAGAGUAUGUGUGUCGGGCCAACAACAACAUCGACGCCCAGGAGGCCUCCAUCAUGGUCUCGGUCUCCCCCAGACCCAGCAACCCCUCUGCCCCUGGCGAUGCUACACCCAUCAGAAUCGAGUCCUCCUCCUCCCAUGUGGCUGAAGGGCAGACCCUGGAUCUGAACUGCGUGGUCCCUGGUCAGGCCCAUGCCCAGGUCACUUGGUAUAAACGUGGAGGCAGCCUCCCCACUCACCAUCAGACCCAUGGCUCAACUCUCCGGCUAUACCAGGUGUCCCCAGCCGACUCAGGCCAGUAUGUGUGCCGCGUACUGGGCACUUCUGGCCCCUUGGAGGCCUCAGUCCUGGUCACCAUCGAGGCCUCUGAUGCUGGCGCCGUCCGUGUCCCUGCCCAAGGUGGAACCCCGCCCAUCCGCAUCGAGACAUCCUCUUCCCGUGUGGCUGAAGGGCAGACCUUGGAUCUGAGCUGUGUGGUGCCUGGGCAGGCCCAUGCCCAGGUCACGUGGCAUCGGCGUGGGGGCAGCCUCCCCGCCCAGCACCAGGUUCACGGCCACAUCCUGAGACUGAACCAGGUGUCCCCUGCUGACUCCGGCGAGUACACCUGCCGAGUGGUCGGCAGCUCAGGUGUCCUGGAGGCCUCUGUCCUGGUCUCCAUCGAGCCUGCCAGCCCAGCCCCCAUUCCUGCUCCAGGACUAGCCCAGCCUAUCUACAUCGAGGCCUCCUCCUCCCAUGUGGCCGAAGGGCAGACCCUGGAUCUGAACUGCGUAGUGCCCGGGCAGGCCCAUGCCCAGGUCACAUGGUACAAGCGUGGUGGCAGCCUCCCUGCCCAGCACCAGACUCAUGGUUCCAUUCUGCGGCUCCACCAUGUCUCCCCUGCUGACUCGGGCGAGUACGUGUGCCGUGUGACAGGCAGCUCAGGCCCUGAGCAGGAGGCUUCCUUCACAGUCACUGUCCUACCCAGUGAGGGGUCUUCUUACCGCCUCAGGAGCCCAGUCAUCUCCAUUGACCCACCCAGCAGCACCGUGCAGCAGGGCCAAGAUGCCAGCUUCAAGUGCCUCAUCCACGAUGGGGCCACCCCCAUCAACCUGGAGUGGAAGACACGGAACCAAGAGCUGGAAGACAAUGUCCAUAUCAGCCCCAACGGCUCAGUCAUCACCAUCGUGGGCACCCGGCCCAGCAACCAUGGGGCUUACCGCUGUGUGGCCUCCAAUGCCUACGGCGUGGCCCAAAGUGUCGUGAACCUCAAUGUGCACGGACCCCCCAUGGUGUCUGUGCUCCCUGAGGGCUCCGUGCGUGUGAAGGCAGGCAAGGAUGUCACCCUGGAGUGUGUCAGCAGUGGGGAGCCCCGCUCCGCCCCUCGCUGGACCCGGGUAGGCUACCCUGCCAGGCUGGAUCCAUGGACGCUUGGGAUGGUGGACAGCCACGCAGUGCUCAAGAUUUCAUCAGUGAAACCAUCAGACGCGGGCACCUACGUGUGCCUAGCUCAGAAUGCACUGGGCACAGCACAGAAGCAAGUGGAAGUGAUCGUGGACAUGGGCACCGUAGCCCCAGGCGCCCCCCAGGCCCAGGUGGAAGAAGUGGAGCUGACCGUGGAGGCUGGACACACGGCCACCUUGCGCUGCUCAGCCUCAGGCAGCCCCAUGCCCACCAUCCACUGGUCCAAGCUACGUGCCCCACUGCCCUGGCAGCACCGGCUGGAAGGCAACACCCUAAUCAUCCCCAGGGUCGCCCAGCAAGACUCGGGCCAGUACAUCUGCAAUGCCACCAGCCAUCUGGGGCACUCUGAGGCUACUGUCGUCUUGCAUGUGGAGAAUCCACCAUACGCCACCAUAGUCCCAGAACAUGCCUCAGUGCGGGCAGGAGAGACGGUGCAGCUACAAUGCCUGGCACAUGGCACUCCACCGCUCACCUUCCAGUGGAGCCGCGUGGGCAGCAGCCUCCCCGGGCGGGUGACUGUCAGUAAGGAGCGGCUGCACAUUGAGUCCGCAGCCCCUGAGGACUCAGGCCGCUACCGCUGCCAGGUCUCCAACAAGGUGGGCUUAGCCGAGGCCUUCGUCCAGGUACUUGUGCAAGGCUCCUCCAGCACACUCCCUGACACUGCUGUCUCAGCCGGAGCCCCACCCACCGUGCAGAUCACACCUCAGCAGGAGACCAGGAGCAUCGGGGCCAGCGUCGAGUUCCACUGUGCCGUGCCCAGCGACCGGGGCACCCAGCUCCGCUGGAUCAAGGAAGGGGGCCAGCUACCUCCUGGCCACAGCGUGCAGGAUGGGGUGCUGCGAAUCCAGAACUUAGACCAGAGCUGCCAAGGGACAUAUGUCUGCCAGGCGCAUGGACCUUGGGGACAAGCCCAGGCCAGUGCCCAGCUGGUUGUCCAAGCCCUGCCCUCUGUGCUCAUCAACAUCCGGACCUCUGUGCAGACCGUGGUGGUCGGCCACUCUGUGGAGUUCGAGUGUCUGGCACUGGGUGACCCCAAACCUCAGGUGACGUGGAGCAAAGUUGGAGGGCGCCUGCGGCCUGGCAUCAUGCAGAGCGGGAAUGUCAUCAAGAUCCCCCAUGUGGAGCUGGCCGACGCUGGGCAGUACCGCUGCACUGCCACCAACGGCGCUGGCACCACACAGUCCCAUGUGCUGCUGCUCGUGCAAGCCUUGCCCCAGAUCUCAACACCCCCAGAAGUCCGUGUACCUGCUGGCUCUGCGGCUGUCUUCCCCUGCAUGGCCUCGGGCUACCCCACACCUGACAUCACCUGGAGCAAGCUGGAUGGCAGCCUGCCACCUGACAGCCGCCUGGAAAACAACAUGCUGAUGCUGCCCUCAGUCCGGCCCCAGGAUGCUGGCACCUACGUCUGCACUGCUACUAACCGCCAGGGCAAGGUCAAAGCCUUUGCCCAUCUGCAGGUGCCAGAGCGGGUGGUGCCCUACUUCACCCAGACCCCCUACUCCUUCCUGCCACUGCCCACCAUCAAGGAUGCCUACAGGAAGUUUGAGAUCAAGAUCACCUUCCGGCCGGACUCAGCCGACGGAAUGCUGCUGUACAAUGGGCAGAAGCGGACCCCAGGGAGCUCCACCAACCUGGCCAACAGGCAGCCCGACUUCAUCUCCUUCGGCCUCGUGGGUGGAAGGCCCGAGUUCCGGUUUGACGCAGGCUCUGGCAUGGCCACUAUCCGCCACCCUACACCGCUGGCCCUGGGCCAGUUCCACACAGUGACUCUGCUGCGCAGCCUCACGCAGGGCUCCCUGACUGUGGGCAACCUGACUCCAGUCAACGGCACCUCCCAGGGCAAGUUCCAGGGCCUGGACCUGAAUGAGGAGCUGUACCUGGGCGGCUACCCUGACUAUGCGGCCAUCCCCAAGGCAGGCCUGAGCAGCGGCUUUGUCGGCUGUGUCCGGGAACUACGCAUCCAGGACGAGGAGAUCAUCUUCCACGACUUCAACCUCACCGCACACGGCAUCUCCCACUGCCCUACCUGUCGGGACCGGCCCUGCCAGAAUGGAGGCCAGUGCCACGACUCGGAGAGCAGCAGCUACGUGUGCGUGUGCCCGGCUGGCUUCACCGGGAGCCGCUGCGAGCACUCACAGGCCCUGCACUGCCACCCAGAGGCCUGUGGGCCAGAUGCCACCUGCGUGAACCGGCCCGACGGCCGAGGCUACACCUGCCGCUGCCACUUAGGCCGCUCAGGGGCGAGAUGCGAGGAAGGUGUCACAGUGACCACCCCCUCCAUGUCGGGCUCCGACUCCUACCUGGCACUGCCUGCCCUCACCAACACACACCACGAGCUACGCCUGGAUGUUGAGUUCAAGCCACUGGCGCCCGAUGGGAUCUUAUUAUUCAGCGGGGGAAAGAGUGGGCCUGUGGAGGACUUUGUGUCCCUGGCCAUGGCUGGCGGCCACCUGGAGUUCCGCUACGAGUUGGGGUCAGGACUGGCCAUUCUGCGGAGCCCCGAGCCGCUGGCCCUGGGCCGUUGGCACCGUGCGUCUGCUGAGCGCCUCAACAAGGAUGGCAGCCUGCGGAUAAACGGAGGCCGCCCUGUUCUGCGCUCCUCGCCCGGCAAGAGCCAGGGCCUCAACCUGCACACGCUCCUCUACCUGGGCGGCGUGGAGCCCUCCGUGCCGCUGUCUCCAGCCACCAACAUGAGCGCUCACUUCCGUGGCUGUGUUGGUGAGGUUUCAGUGAAUGGCAAGCGACUGGACCUCACCUACAGCUUCCUAGGCAGCCGAGGCAUCGGGCAGUGCUAUGACAGCUCCCCAUGUGAGCGCCAGCCUUGCCAGAACGGUGCCACAUGUAUGCCCGCUGGCGAGUACGAAUUCCAGUGCCUGUGUCGUGAUGGCUUCAAAGGAGACCUGUGUGAGCACGAGGAGAACCCCUGCCAGCUCCACGAGCCCUGUCUGCAUGGGGGCACCUGCCAGGGCACCCACUGCCUCUGUCCCCCUGGCUUCUCAGGCCCACGCUGCCAGCAAGGUCCUGGACAUGGCACAGCAGAGUCCGACUGGCACCUAGAAGGCAGCGGGGGCAGCGACGCCCCCGGCCAGUAUGGAGCCUACUUCUAUGAUGGCGGCUUCCUAGCCCUCCCUGGCCACAUCUUUUCCAGAAGCCUCCCCGAAGUGCCCGAGACCAUUGAGCUGGAGGUUCGCACCAGCACGGCCAGUGGCCUUCUGCUCUGGCAGGGAGUGGAGAUAGGCAAAAUCAGCCGAGGCAAGGACUUCGUCAGCCUUGGGCUUCAGGACGGGCACCUUGUCUUCAGCUACCAGCUGGGCAGUGGGGAAGCCCGCCUUGUCUCUGAGGACCCCAUCAAUGAUGGCGAAUGGCAUCGGGUGACGGCGCUGCGAGAGGGCCGCAGAGGCUCCAUCCAGGUGGACGGUGAGGAGCUGGUCAGCGGGCAGUCCCCAGGCCCAAAUGUGGCAGUUAACACCAAGGGCAACAUCUACGUGGGCGGAGCUCCCGACGUGGCUGCCCUGACUGGAGGCAGGUUCUCCUCGGGUAUCACAGGCUGUAUCAAGAACCUGGUGCUGCGCUCCGCCCAGCCUGGUGGCCCACCCCCCCAGCCCCUGGACCUGCAGCAUCGCGCCCUGGCAGGAGCCAACACGCGCCCCUGCCCUUCAUAGGCACCUGCCUGCCUCCCCCUACGGACUUCUGGGUAGAGCCUAACCCAACCAUGUCGAGUAUAUUAUUAUUAAUAUUAUUAUUAUGAAUUUUUGUAAGAAACCGAGGCGAUGCCACGCUUUGCUGCUACCACCCUGGGCUGGACUGGAGGGGAGUGUGGCACCACCAUGCACACCUGGGCAAAACCGCAGAGCUGGUGGGUGGGCAAGCCGAAUGGGAACAGACUCCUCAGAACGCCACCAUGAUGUGGAGUCCAAUGCAGUGGCCCAGAGCUGCUCCCGUGUACCCGCCCAAGGGGCCCCUCCAGGCAGAGCCCGGAUGCCCAUCUCAGCAGCCCUUUCUAGCCUCUUACCGUGCGCGCCCACCUCAGCUUCCAUCCUGGUGCUCACUGGCUACAUGAACAGGAGGGUGUGACGGGAGCCGUGGCCACCCCCUCUGCACCAGGAAGCUCUCUACGUCUGCUGUGGAGCAGAAGGCAGCUCCCCCUCCCGCAGCCCAUGUCCUAGCCCUCCUCUGCCUCCUCCCUGCAGCCGGCAGGGCCACCUACCCCUGACAGCCUCCCCUCUCCCACUGAGCUCCCCACCCCGUCCUGCACACCUGUCCCACACACGCAGUCCAGGGCCCCUAACCACAGGGGCUGCCUGGGAACCCCCACUCCCCAGGAGCUGCUCCAGGCAGAGCCCAGCACUGACAGGCUCUCCACACACACCAGGCCUCGGCCCUCCUACUCAUCUGGAAGUGAAGGCCCAGGGGCCGAGGGGGCUGCUGGUGGGGGAAGCCAGGACUCGUGACUGGGAAGGGUAGAAGGGAGAUGUGCCAGUCCUGCCCCAGCCAUGGGAGCCCCCAGGCUGGGAGGCUGGGAUGCCUGGCCUCUGUGUCCUAGGAGGGACCCUCCUGUGGUCUUUGUCUUGAUUUUUCUUAAUAAACGGUGCUAUCCCCGCCA
Ochotona princeps (American pika) is the source of this 14678-nucleotide messenger RNA. RefSeq names its product heparan sulfate proteoglycan 2 (gene HSPG2). Gene Ontology annotation, cellular component: cell-cell junction. The transcript has 101 exons. NCBI's taxonomy places the organism in Eukaryota, Metazoa, Chordata, Mammalia, Lagomorpha, Ochotonidae. Gene Ontology annotation, molecular function: cell adhesion molecule binding; calcium ion binding. The record is from RefSeq and is a predicted model, not a curated record. Gene Ontology annotation, biological process: cell-cell adhesion. The coding region runs from base 91 to 13737 and encodes 4548 amino acids.